GUGUAUAUCGCGCAUGCGCGAUACGAUACCUUACGAGCUCGUGGAAGGUGUACGACGCCAGACGCGCGUCGCCCACUACGAGGGGAGGACGUACUUUCGUUCGGUAUUCUUGUAAACUCACGUAACCUUUGAAGUUCAAGAGGACUUAUUUUCGAAUACGGAAUUUUUCAUCGAAAUAAAAAUGGCUACGGAAGCUGCUCAAAUACCUCAUUUCGAAGUUUUCCAUCGUGUUCUCGAGCUUCCAAUGAUUGAAAUGGCUUUAACCAAAUCGGUAGAAACUUACAGUAAGUUAAAAGAUUCCCAUUGGUUAGUACAUUGGGCUCUAACCACAGCUGAAAGUUCUUUCGAGAGUGCUACCAGACAAGCUGUACCCAUAGCCGCUCCCCUAGCUAAGAAACUCGAGAAUCCUAUUCAUUUUGUCGACCACACGCUCUGUCUCGGUCUCGACAAAAUCGAAGAAAGAGUACCAUUGGUGAAGGAGAAACCCGAGCAGAUUUUAGCGAAUGCCUACGGCCUAGCCGUAAAAAAAGUUCAACCAGCAGUUUCCACGAUUUAUCAUGUGAACGGAACUUUGAUAGAACAGGCUACAAAUCUGAGAGAUCUCAGCUGGAACAAAGCGAAUCAAAUUUUGGAAACUCAUUACGGUACAGCAGCUGUGAAAGGCUUGGACAAUACCGCAAUAGUCGUGGACAAUUUGAUAGACGUAUAUUUUCCUGCUAUUGGAGAGGAAGAUCAAACUGAUUCUACGGUGAAGACGGAAGAAGAGGACAAACUCCUUCAUAGUUUGCAAACCGUUGGCCGCUUAUCCAAUAAAGCAGCUCGACGUGUCUAUAUAAAUAUGUUUCAUCGUACAAAAACCCUUAGCAAGGACAACUUAAGAAGAUAUAUCGCUUUUCUCCUGGAAUUUUUACAACUUACACAAUACAUACAUGCGAUCAAUGAAAAAGUGAUCGAAUUAACCAGUCCUCAUAAAUGCGAGACCGUUAACAAACAAACGUCGAAUAACCAGAACUCAAAUUCGAAAUAAUUUGUAAUAAUUUACAUUUUUUUUAUCUUUAUAAGCAUUUUUUUAUCAUGAUUCAUUAUAUUUUGAUUAUAUAAUUAAUAUCAUUUAACCAAACGUAUUUCUCUCGGAAAAGUAAAAAUAUUGUUCGUAAGAAAAAAAAAAAAAAAAAAAAGAGGGAAAAUAUAAAUCGAUUAAUACAAAUCGUACUCUCGAAAAACGAUCUUGAAAUUUCUGCUUAUAUCAUAUUGUCCGCAUAUUUGUGCGUAUAUCAUAUUGAUUGUCCGCAUUUCAAAUUUUUCCGUGAUGUACUUCAAAUUUCUAGUCCAAAGUCCAACGCAUUAAUCUAUGUGUGUUAUGUGUGUUCAAUUCGCGAUAUUAAAAUGAGGAUAAUAGACAGGUUCCAAAUCUAUAUAUGUAAAUCAUAAACAGAGAUAAGUCGAAGAGAAACGUUUCAACCUUUGAACAUUAUAUUCGAAUGACAACGCUAAAUCUGUCAGACUUCCCUGUGUUAUUGAUUUUCGUUAUCUUAGAUAUAUCAAUCAGAUUAUUCAUAAAACCAUCUUCUUUAUUAAAUACGUUAAAAAAAAAAUCUGCAUUUCUGAAAUAAUAUUAUUAAAUAAGAUUAAAAGAGAUAUAAAUAUAAUAAUAAUAGCAAUAAUUCAUAUAUAUAUAUAUAUAUAUAUAUAACAGCACAAAUAAAAACACUUUUUAUAUCUAUAUACAUUGAUUUUUGUCAUAUUUCUAUAAAUCGACUUUUCAAAUCGAUUUAUACAGUAAUCUAUAAUGGUUCAACGUCAAUAAUUCAAAAAUAUAACGCAACUAUAUACUAGACUUGCAUUUCAUCGUGACUCAUAUUUUCCCGCUAAAUUUGAUUCGCAAUGUGAUUUAUCGUGAGAGCAUAGUACAAUUUAACGUACCAUCUAUUACAAAUCAACACGUAAUUCGCUAGCAACAAGUGCCAACGUUUUAACCUCCACGUCAUGAAAUCAACAAGAUGUACUUUUAUACUGCGUAGAUUAAGGAAGAACAGGGCCGUACCUACGGAUUCAUCGUACCACCAGAAAUAUAUUCUUUUUAUCUCCUUUAAUUUAAAUUUAAUUGUAAUUAAAUUUAUUUUCCUUUUUUUUUUAUUAAAUGUAAAAAAAAUUGAGGUCGCUAAUUUUUCGAAAGUUCGUAUACAAAAAUUAAGAAUUUGAUAUUUUUAAUUAUUAUUAUUGUCUUUAUGUAAACACUUAUAAGUCGUUCACGAUCUAUGAAACUUUUAAUUUAGAAUAGUACAUCAAAAUUAACGUACGAAGAAAGAAAUAAAAAAAAAGUAAAAGUGAGGGUGCUUCUGUCGAUCGAUACGGUGUUUAAGAUGGCGCUGCAUUCAAUCUUGUUACUUCACCUUCCCACCGGUGUUCAUCAAGUCUACAUCGUUUUUAUUUCCUCGUCGCUUAUUGGUGUUUCCUCUUCCUCGCUGACCAACGAAAAGAUGUUAUAAAAGAGACAGAAAUGCACGCAAGCCGGCAGUGACAACGUUCAGUAUCUCUUCGAGCGAAGUAAGACGUAAUUGGUGUUCGUUCAACAACUUCAAGACGUUUUAAAUCGUGUUUUUUUUUU
Messenger RNA from Vespula vulgaris, 2608 nucleotides. Its product is annotated as lipid storage droplets surface-binding protein 2-like. Gene Ontology annotation, biological process: lipid storage; positive regulation of triglyceride storage. The transcript is spliced from 4 exons. NCBI's taxonomy places the organism in Eukaryota, Metazoa, Arthropoda, Insecta, Hymenoptera, Vespidae. The record is from RefSeq and is a predicted model, not a curated record. Bases 182 to 1027 code for a protein of 281 amino acids. Gene Ontology annotation, cellular component: cytosol; lipid droplet.